This is a messenger RNA of Musa acuminata subsp. malaccensis (wild Malaysian banana), 1507 nucleotides long. NCBI's taxonomy places the organism in Eukaryota, Viridiplantae, Streptophyta, Magnoliopsida, Zingiberales, Musaceae. The record is from RefSeq and is a predicted model, not a curated record.
AUGAUUGCAUUUGGUUCAGAGAGAGAGAAGGAUAAGCCCACCUUAGCAUCUCUGAAUCUUUCCUACACAUGCUUGCGUAGACAAGUGAGAUUGGGAUCAUUUUAUAAUGUUGUUCUGAUUGCCAACUCCUUUAGAUCCUCCUGCCUUGUGGAUAUGACACAAAACAGUGCUCGGUCGCAGAGUAGGCUUUUCACCUUCUUCCUCUCUUCUUCCCCGUCCACCACAACCUGCUGAGCUCCCAUCUUGCAAGCAACUGCCACAGUGAUGGCAUCGUCAUCGGAAUGAGUAGAGGAGGUGAUAGGAGAGAUGGCUGAAGGCUUCAUCGGGUAGUGGAAUUGCAGCUUGCAGUCUCUCUGGAGGGAGGUUGUAAGCCUAAUUUCCAAGAACAGGAUCAUCUUUUCUUUAAUCUUGAAACAUCAGCAUGGAGAUGCCAAGGCAAGAUUUUGGAAAGAUGAUGAGCCAGAAACAAGAUAAGAACAGAGGAUUUGGCUCACCAAUGACUCCUUGUUAUAAGAUCUCAUGAUUCCUUCAUGAGAUAUAUAAAUCUGUCAAAUUGGUCUCCGGAUAGCAAUCUCUCUCUCUCUGUCUCUCUCUCGAUCGAUCGAUCGAUCGAUCGACUUGAUGCAGUUGUUUAUCCAACAUCACCAUAAGGCGAUGGUAAUGGAAUUACAAGUUCUAAGAACCUUAUUAUAUGUCAGCCUAAUGGACUGAUGUUUUCAGGUUCAUCUCUUUACUGCAAACCUUUUGUCUAUAUGCUCUUGAUUCCACAGGAAUGGGCACAAAGCUGCAUCAGAUCAAUAGCCUCUUCACCACCUUGCAGCGGCAGAACUCCAUCGUAGUCUCCGACAACAGACCACCGAAGGCAACAAUGUGUGCUUGGUGAAGUGGUAGAUGGAGAGACUCGCUGAAUGCGACAGCAGAGAUGCUGUCAGGAAUACGAUGUUGAAGCAUGAAGAAAUCUUCAAGCAACAGGUGUACGAACUCCAUCGCCUGUACAAAGAUCAGAAGCUGCGGAUGGCUGAGCUGCGAAACAACGAGUUCACGGAAACCGGGAGCAGAAUCUGGAGCAGUGCCUCUUCCACCUCCAACACCAGCUAUAAUUUGCAGCGGUGUGCAGCUCGAUCGAACGCAGAAGGCAGAGCGCAUGUCAAGGGAUUCGAUCUCGAACAGCCAGCCGAAGAGUGCAGUUCAAAGGGAGCAACGAGCAUCGACGAGGAGACCACAGUGGAUGAAGUUGAAUUGACACUCAGCAUAGGAUGCACUGCAGAGACGAAAAAGAAGAAGAAGACGAAGAAGAAGAAGAAGAAGAAGAAGAAACGAGCACAUUGGAUGGACCCAAGAAAUGCUUACACGCGCUGCUGCUCGGAAGCAGCUCCAAGUGGAGGAAUCGGGUGACUCCUCCUCUGCUGGUUCUUCUUCCUUCUCUUCUGUCAUCGGGAACUGAAGUGAUCCGAUGAUCACAGUGCAUGAGCUUCCCAUCUAACACAUUAUCGAAAUCGAAUUGAAA